Penicillium samsonianum is the source of this 660-nucleotide messenger RNA. RefSeq lists its product as uncharacterized. The transcript has a single exon. Bases 1 to 660 code for a protein of 219 amino acids. NCBI's taxonomy places the organism in Eukaryota, Fungi, Ascomycota, Eurotiomycetes, Eurotiales, Aspergillaceae. The record is from RefSeq and is a predicted model, not a curated record.
AUGCCCGCCCCCAUCGACAUAAUAGAUCCUCUCGCCGUCGUGCGUGACCUCUACGACGACGAGAAGCUGGUGGUUGACGACUUCGAGCGUCAUGCUGGCCACUGCCGCAAUUGCUCCCACGCUGUUCAGACAUACAAGGAUGGCCUUACACUCUGCGAGUCGGGUAACACCCGCGCCCGCACUCUCCACAACUACCUCUUCAGCCAGAACGGCAAGCACUUCUCUACUGUGGACUUUGAGAGUGGCAAGUCGACGCGGGUGAAGCUGCCCCGGGAUGCCUUCGCUGCCCGCGAGCUUCUCACAGCCCUCGAGCAAGGCAUGCGCAUCCGCGAGAAGGCCGUCGUCGUCCAGAACCCAGUCCAGCCCGUCCAGUCGGCCCAGUCCUCAAGCUACGACCGGACCUACCCCGUCCCAGCUCGUAAGGUCAGCGGCAAGCAGACUCGUCCUCGCUCCAUGUCCCCCGAGGCUUACCAGCUCAUCGAGAGGGCCCCGCGCCUUUCUCGCUCGCCUACUUCCAUAAUGUACCGCUCGCCCGGUGGCUCUCCCAGCCGCCCAUCCUCCAGCCGUGGGUCAUUGUACAGCGUCGACCGACAGGAGCGUGUGGAGCGCCACUACGAGACUCCUCGCCGGUACGUUGAGGGCUCCCCCAAGCACCGUUGA